AGACGUCAUUGGUCACAUUCCUGAUUGCGUGAACGAACACGGAAGUGAGGCGUCUCUGUGAUGUGAUGUUAUCAAAAUGAUCGGAGAGCUGUUGAUAUUCGGGACCUUACUGGUGAAUGCAGGGGCUGUGCUGAACUUCAAGCUCAAAAGGAAGGAGUCUCAAGGAUUUGGAGAUGAGUCCAGAUCACAAACAACAGGUGACAACAUCAGAGAGUUUCUGCUCAGCCUGCGAUACUUUCGGAUCUUCAUCGCUCUAUGGAACAUCUUCAUGAUGUUCUGCAUGGUCCUGUUGUUUGGGUCUUGAUCAACAUUUGUGGCGACUGGACUUCCAUCAGGAUGCUGAUUUUCCGAGGUGGAUUCUAUAAACUUCUCCUUAAUCUGAGUUUGCUGUUCUUUUGGCCCUUUUAACUGUAAUUAGGCUACAUUUUCUUUACAACCCUAAAUCUUAAAUCUGCUUCUGGCUGUACAGGAAUUCAUGUAUCGCUGUAUUUAUUUUGUCUUACAGAAGUUGUUACAUUUGUACUUUGAUCAAGCUGUAACUGCACCAGCACCCGUUGCCUUCGCUGGAUAUGUAUUGUCAUGUUCCCCUGAGCUUCUUUAUAGAACAUGAGCUUUUUUCUCCAGCCUGCCAGUUUGCUUUUAAAAGAAACAGCAGGGUUGAAAAUUAUGGAUAACCUUCACUGACAGGAUGAAACAUGUUUUUAUGUGACUUGUUACCUGUGUGUCAUCAUUAAGGGUCCCGCAGUAAGCAAAUUAUUCAAAUCUGGUGGAGAACCUUGUGAAUUACCAAGAUAAUCUUGCUUAAUCAUCCCUGUGUCUCUUUUACUUGGACAGCUGUCACAAUUCAGAUGAAUUCACUUAAUGAACUCUACAUCUCCUCUGUACAAACAUCAACACAUUUACUCACCAGCUGUUAUCUUCUAGUGUAGUGUUGGUCGAUACUGCAUAUGUUAAUGCAGACUUUAAAAAAAAGAAGACUUUUCCUUUAUUCUGGUGCACGUGCUGUAAGUAAAUGUAUAUGCCCUACAAUGUAAAUGUGUUCUUAUUCUUAACUAUACAAAUACAGUUUUCUUAUCCAA
Molecule: messenger RNA, 1079 nt
Organism: Anarrhichthys ocellatus (wolf-eel)
Lineage: Eukaryota; Metazoa; Chordata; Actinopteri; Perciformes; Anarhichadidae
Gene: smim7
Product: small integral membrane protein 7
Exons: 5
Coding region: 77-304 (75 amino acids)
Source: RefSeq, a predicted model, not a curated record